AUGCAGGGAGAGAGAGCCAGUCUCGGUUCUUUAUCAGAGGCCUUGAACUUUGAGCAUGGUUCUACAUCUAGUAAUGCUGUGACAGAACGGGAGUUUCGUUGGGAGGAUAUUCACAAUAUUGAUCCUAAUGAAUUCGAGGAUUACAUGAAUUCAACUGCUGAUACAAAUACUACUUUUCCAAACUCAGUGUAUCCUGAGCAACGCGACUUACACAGGUUUAGCCUAGGUGAGGCUAGCUCUAGUGGUACGAAGGACGAAGGCGCUAGUCACAGCAGGCAAUUGAUGGAAAUUGGACGCUUUGAGGAACGGAGAAAUGACAAACUUGAGUUGAAUCCUAUGUUUUUGCAACCGUCUAAUGAAAGCCGUACGGUUCAAAAUGUUAAUCUGAAUGCAGAAUAUAAUGAGCAUCUUGAGCAUAUGAAUCAGUUCAUGGGUCAUCCUGGACUCAGGUCUGGGCUUUUACCAGAAAACAGUGUUAGAGCGGAUGCCUCUGUAGAUGGUCGUCGUGCAUCCUGUAAAAGAAAAGCUCUUGAUGGGGGCAUUGGUCAGUCCUCUUCAAACAGAGGUUUUCGUGAGUUCCAACGUGGAGAGAGCAGUUCUUGGGCCCCUGUUCCUGCGUUUUGUAGCCCAGCAAAUGAUUUGAACAUAUCUCUUGACCAUGGUCCAAGGGGAUUAGUCUCAGGCGCUGUUCCAAAUCUGUCUACUCCUUCCAUCACAGAGAGCUCCAGUAGAAACUUCUCUGUCAGGGUUCCCACAAAUCAGCAAGAAACUGUAAACCCAGCUGUCUUUUCUGCAGGAAGUGUUAUCAGGCGACCGGUUGCUCCAUCCUUUAGCACACCAGGACUUCUACCAGCAGAUCAACAUCCGAUCGAUUUGGGAUAUGGAAAUGCUUUAGGCAGUUUUGGUUCUCAGAACCCAAAUGCUUCUGCUACUCGUAUCCCUCCUGUUUCAAGAACUAUGGUACCACCAUUUCAAUGGAGUGUGAGCCCAGUAGCAGCGGGUGGGUCAUCGAGUUCUGCUGCUUCUGUUGACAGAAAUGUCGUUCAUCGAGAUGAAACCAGAUCAAGAAGCAACAUUCUGGAGAAUCCCUUUUUCGUUCCGGCUCCAGACUUGAGAAAUCUGGCCCACAGUCAUAUUAUUAGAAAUGCAAGUGGUGCUGGACAUGUUGGAUCGUCGUCAUCCAGGACAAGUGUUCAGCCAUCACCGUCUAAUCCACCAUGGACUCCUUACCAGAAUCACUCGCCAAAUAAUCAAAGAAGAUUAUCUGAACAUUUCCGUAGGUCAUUGCUUUCUUCCCUUGCUACAAACCAGAGAGCAGCUCGUUCCUUGGUCCCUCCUGCCUCUCCGGAUGAGCAUGUGCUUCAAUCUGGUGGAGAUAACAACUUUCAGGGGCAGAAUCGCUCUUACUCCAGAACAGGUCCAAGACAAGGGCAAAAUGCAAUUGGCACUCCUCAUAAUUUGCGGGGCUUGGCAUCCGCAAGUCGAGGAAGAAGCAGACUGGGGGCAUCUGAGAUCCGCACUGUGUUGGAGCACAUGCGUAGGGCAGGGAACUUGCGUUUUGAGGAUGUUAUGCUUCUCAAUCAGUCAAUGGUGCUAGGUGGCGCUGAUAUUCCUGACCGAUAUAGAGACAUGCGACUUGAUGUUGACAACAUGACAUAUGAGGAGUUGUUGUCUCUAGAAGAGCGGAUUGGAGAUGUUUGUACCGGUCUGAAUGAGGAAACCAUAUCAAACCGAUUGAAGCAACAUAAAUUUAAAAGUACUACCAGAUCUCCACAAGAAGUAGAGCCAUGCUGUGUUUGUCAGGAGGAAUACAAGGAAGGUGAAGAAAUGGGGAUGCUGGAAUGCGGGCACGACUUCCAUAGCCAUUGCAUCAAAGAAUGGCUAAAGCGGAAGAACCUUUGCCCAAUCUGCAAAACCACAGGAUUAAACACUACCGAGAGAAGAGAAUGA
This is a messenger RNA of Arabis nemorensis, 1950 nucleotides long. Lineage: Eukaryota; Viridiplantae; Streptophyta; Magnoliopsida; Brassicales; Brassicaceae. The record is from the annotation of a GenBank genome assembly.